Messenger RNA from Alternaria burnsii, 2607 nucleotides. RefSeq lists its product as uncharacterized. Gene Ontology annotation, molecular function: ATP binding; ATP-dependent chromatin remodeler activity. The transcript is spliced from 13 exons. NCBI's taxonomy places the organism in Eukaryota, Fungi, Ascomycota, Dothideomycetes, Pleosporales, Pleosporaceae. The record is from RefSeq and is a predicted model, not a curated record. The coding region runs from base 1 to 2607 and encodes 868 amino acids.
AUGGCGCUGAAGCACCUACUGAACAACGAGGAUGCCGGCAACGACUACCAAAACAACUAUCGACCGCAUCUGCAGUUCAACAGAGAUGACGAUUCAGAUCAGUUCAUAGCGGCUUUGCCAACUCAGUCAUGGGACCAAUACCUGGACGAUCUUCUUGGCUCCCAGAUUGCACAAUGCGACCUUGGUCUCGACAAAGAUCAGAUUGAGUUGUAUAGCUCGUUCCAGGAAACCAGUGCCGACAUCGAGGACUGGACGACCGGAGAUGCGUGUCAUCGACUUCUGGAUAAACUUCCACCCGAGGAAGCACAUAUAUGUUAUGGCAUGGUGUUCAGAGCUGCCGUACGGCUUUGCGGCAACAUGAUAGAGCUCAACAAGAAGCUCAAUAUGAUUGCGCCAUCACCUCUUCAUGGACAUUCUCAGCUGGGGAUCAUCAGGCCUGGAGCUCAAUUCCUGGUCGCUUUCUCAGACGGAGCAGUGGUGGGAGAGGUGAAUGCGCAGCUGGAUAAAGCACUCACUAGCAUUGCAGAACAGGGUUAUGAGCUUGAACUCGAAGUUUUUGCUCCGACAAGAGCUUUCCAGGAAACUAUAGGUCGAGCUACAAGAGAGAAAGAAGCUGUGAUUCGGGUUCAAGUGAACGUGUAUGGCCCGUCAGCAGCGGCUGACGAGAUUGGAAGAGAACUCUCCCAACAUAAGCUUUACCUUCAGCGUCCUGCGUACAUCAGAGACGGCGCUAGAUAUAGUAAUCCUCAUAUGCUCACGCUGCCUGAGUUUGAGGGCUCAAUGACGGUGACAAGGCCAGUACUAGGAGAGACUGUGCCCGAAAAUCCUAGCCUACGGUCGUUUAAAAACACGAUUCGAGACGUAUAUUCGUCACUAACACGCGAUCGUGAUCUGAGUGGGCUGGAAGGUGACGAGCGUCUCAAUACCACACUCUUGUUGCAUCAGAAGACAGCGCUUGCCUUUAUGAUGCAGCGCGAAGACGGUCCAAUACCAGAGAAGUAUACGCUGUGGAAAGCUAUCGAAGAGGAAGGAGUGCAAUGCUACCGGCAUGCAGUCUCGAACGCGCGUUGCGGUGGUAUCCUCGCAGAUGAAAUGGGAAUGGGCAAGACGCUCUCCAUACUAGCCCUAAUCAUACGAACUCUGAAUGCUGCACAUAGCUGGAAAAUUCAGAACGAGAUUCCAGACGUCGAAUCGUCGCAGAUAGCAAGGUGCAAGCACCACUCUGGAGCGACCUUAAUUGUCGCAUCAUCGGACCUCAUGAUCAACGAGUGGUUCCAAGAGCUGGACAAGCACUUUAACGACUCCUCCCGUGGAGUUCUGAAAGUCAUCAAGUAUCAUGGUCCUCAUCGACACACCUCGGCAGAUAGGUUCGUCGAAGCAGAUAUUGUCAUCACAACCUAUCAUACGCUCGCAUCAGAUCUCGCUGGAAUCAAAGGUGCGCUGAGGGACAUAGAGUGGUAUCGCCUCGUGCUUGACGAAGCUCAUAUCAUAAGACGGCAGUCCACAGUAUUGUAUCGCACUGUAGCUGAGAUUUCAGCCCGAUCUCGAUGGUGUCUUACCGGCACACCUAUACAAAACCGUCUAGAGGAUAUCGGCUCCUUGUUCGCCUUCCUGAGAAUUAGCCCAUUCCACAGCUUGUCGAACUUUCGGAAGUGCAUCGCUAUACCCUUCGAUGAAGGCAGUAAGCGGCGUAGCCUGGCGAUCGAACGUUUCACACGCCUCUUGGACUCAUUGUGUCUUCGCCGGACUAAAGAUGUACUUCAUUUGCCGGACGAAGAACAUCGUGUGAGGAAGAUUCGUCUGUCAUCAGAAGAGCAGACUCAAUACAAGCAAACUUAUGACAUCAUGUUUCGGACGAUCAAGAACCAGAAUGGUGUGUUUGAUCAGAAGAGCACGUUAGGCAUGUUCCAGGUACAGCUUCAACUACGUAUCAUCUGCAAUCAUGGCACUUGGCAACAACCAUUCUCCUGGAAUCGGCGCAAAUUGCACCUUCUGGACGAAAGAGAGGCUGUGGAGGCGUCAUUAGGAAGGGAUGGCGAACUCACCUGCUCUGCGUGUCGACAGACGUUGCCUCUUUUUAAUACUGCGCCACGCUCCAAUCACGCAUCACAAGAGGAUACCUACUUUCGACCCAACGGGCGAUCCUCGAAGAUGGAGUGUUUGAUGGAAGAUGUUUCCGUUGAUGUAUGGAACACAAAAAGUAUCAUAUUCACAUGUUGGACGCGAACACUGGACUUGCUGCAGUUCUACCUCCGCCAUAUAUCCAAUGAUACAUGGACCCACGAGCGAAUUGACGGCGAGUGCUCAACGGCUAAACGUAAACGCAUCCUACAAAGAUUCGCAGAAGACCCGAACUUGCGGGUACUCAUCAUGACUACUGGAACAGGCGCUGUAGGGCUCAACCUUGCAACGGCAAACCGUGUCUUUAUCGUCGAACCUCAGUGGAAUCCUUCUGUUGAAAAUCAAGCUGUUGCGCGAGCUUUACGUCUUGGCCAAAAGCAGACGGUGUUGGUCACGCGUUAUGUUGUGGAACAAACAGUGGAGCAGGAUAUGCGAUCACUACAGAACACGAAGCUUGAGAGAGCUAAUCUCAUUCAAAGUGGCUAA